This is a messenger RNA of Phlebotomus argentipes, 1798 nucleotides long. It is a transcript of the gene Kua, whose product is annotated as plasmanylethanolamine desaturase 1. The transcript has 5 exons. Gene Ontology annotation, molecular function: oxidoreductase activity. The record is from RefSeq and is a predicted model, not a curated record. NCBI's taxonomy places the organism in Eukaryota, Metazoa, Arthropoda, Insecta, Diptera, Psychodidae. The coding region runs from base 339 to 1289 and encodes 316 amino acids.
CGGUCUGUGCAGAAGAGUUGAGAACAAGUGCGGCCGGAAAAGAGUGUGGAGUGAGAGCUUUUGCUGGGCGGCGAAAGCUCAGAAACGCACUUGUGCGAUGACAUCAUCCCUGUCAUUUGUGCAAAAUUGAAGCCGAGUGUCGUUGGUUGUGUGCUCGCGCUGUUCCCUAAAAUCACGGACAAACUGUUGCUCUGUGACCUUCGACCCACCCUCAUAUGAUUGUCCUGAUAGCCAUCUGAAAAGUAGACACGCUGUUAUCAGUUUUCGGGCGCAGAAUCGAUUAGAUAAGCGAGUCUAAAGUGAAGAUGCUCGGCAUUCAGUCAUCGUGAAGGAGGAACAUGGACUUGGUCACGCUGCGACCGUGCUCGAGGCGCUUGGAUGGAUCGCCCCAGGAUGGGCCUGAUUCCGUCCUUAAGAUCUCCUCGACAUUCCUCACCAGUACUCCCAUCAAAACUGAGCAGGAUAUCCUGGAGAAGUCAAUGCCGGAGGAUGACCCCAACUCUAAUUCAGAAGUCUGUCCAGCAGAGCUGAAGAGGGGUCCAAGGUGGGGACCGCAACAUAAGGGCGCCCAAGAAUUAGCAAAUCUUUACAGUUCGGGGAAACGAACGCAGGAGAUCGUCUGUGUCUGCCUCUGCAUUAGUCUUAUGAUCCUCAAUCUCUAUCUCAUAGUGAGACACUUUCGUUUCGAGAGGAUCAGCAUUGUGAUUAUGGCCGCUGCUUGUGGCAUCCUCACGGCGGACUUUGGCUCUGGCCUAGUUCACUGGGCGGCCGAUACAUGGGGUAGUGUGGAGCUGCCCAUCAUCGGCAAGAACUUUCUCAGGCCCUUCAGGGAGCAUCACAUCGACCCCACGUCCAUAACUCGACAUGACUUUAUCGAGACGAACGGGGAUAACUUCAUGAUCGCCAUUCCCAUUCUCGGGCGGCUGGCCUAUAAUUUUCUCUCGCGCAGCCAAGCAGAGAUUCAGCAGGAUUUCGCCUUCAGUGCAUACCUCUUUCUGUGUUCAAUCUUCGUGGCAAUGACCAAUCAAAUUCACAAGUGGUCGCACACUUACUGGGGCCUGCCUAGGUGGGUGAUAUUCCUUCAGGACUACCACAUAAUGCUGCCUAGACGCCAUCAUCGCAUCCACCAUGUGGCACCACACGAAACGUAUUUCUGCAUUACAACCGGAUGGCUAAAUUGGCCUCUCGAGAAAAUUAGAUUUUGGACGUGCCUCGAGAAUCUAAUUGAGUACACGACCGGCUGUCGGCCACGAGAUGACGACAUGAAGUGGGCCCAAAAGACGCAGUGAGCCUUCGCCAUUCGCCCUCAACUUUUCACUGGAACUUGAAGAGCUUUAAGCUUGAGUGCUGUACCUUGAGGGCCCCCAAAGUUCUCAACUCUGGUGCUAUAUUAUAAAAAUUUGAUAACUAGAAAUGACGUGCGAGUCACGAUGAAGGCCUUUUGCAUAGGAAUUGAACUUGAGCUUUUUGCGAAAAUUCCCAAGUUGUAACGUUUUUAAAUAAUAUGUGUGGUAUUAAAACAUUCAAUGCUGCGGCAAUACAAAUAUUCGGGGACCACCACAGAACAUCUACAUGUAAUAUAAAAUAAAUAAUUAAAUUUGCACUAAAUAGGUUAAUCAUUAUUCCCAGUUUCGUGACCAUAUUUUGUCAAUUAUUCUCCAUCCAAUUUGUAAUCCCAAAUGCAUAUUAUAUUGAAAAUCCCAGCAUGAGAGCUAUUGUUUCCCAAUAUGUAUUGUACUUCUUUCUCUGUUAUUUAUUGCAUUUGUUAGAUCGGAAAUAAAUUAUAGAGAGACCAUUA